AUGAUAGUGAAGACAGUGAAGACCCUGAAUUUUAUGAUAGUGCUUAUGACCAAAGUGAAGAUGAACAAUGCUUGCUGGAGAAUGAUGAAUGUUGACCAUAAUGCUCCAGAUAUGGAUCCAGCUGCAGAUGAAAGAGAGAAAUCAGAUGAUAUGGCUAUAAGUGAUGUUAAUAACUUGGAUAGUAGCUCAUGUGAUGAGGUUGAAUUGCCUCUGAGAAAAAGGAAGAGGAAACUGCCCACGUUUGAAGAUAUUAGGCCUAAAACAUAUUUGAAUAAGCCAAUCUUUAAGCUUGGUCUAAGAUUUCCCAGUGUCUACGUUUUUAGUAAAGCAGUGAGAAACUACUCAGUGUUCAACAUACGGAAGAUAAAGUUAUUCAAGAAUGAUAAAGAUAAAGUCAGAGCAGUUUGUAAUGGGAUCAAGAAUGGAAAAUGUCCAUUAUUUAUUUAUGCUUCAGCUGUAAAUGGAAGUAGCAUGGUUCAAAUUAAGAGUUAUGAAGAUGAGCACACCUGUGGGACUAUUGAACGCAAUGUUCAUGCUAACUCAUCAUGGUUAGCAGAGAGAUAUGCUACACAGCUGUCUAUAAUAAUAAAUUGGGAUUUUGAGACUCUUUGGGAUUAUGUUGAGGAGCUAAAAAAGACAAAUGUGGGAACUACUGUAAAGAUUAAGUCCAAUUUGGAAGGUGACAAAUCUAGAUUUGAAAGGAUUUAUAUAUGUUUAGCAGCUACAAAGAAAGGAUUUAUUGAUGGUUUGAGGCCAGUUGUUGGUUUGGAUGAUUGUCACAUCAAAAGGCAACAUCCUGGCCAAUUACUAUCUGCUGUUGGUGUUGAUCCUAACAACGGCAUGUAUCCAAUAGCUUAUGUAGUGGCAAAGGCUGAGAAUUAUGCAACUUGGACUUGGUUUUUGGAACUCUUAGCUGUUGAUCUUGGCAUUGAAAAUAGUAAUGGCUACGUGUUCAUUACAGAUAGACAAAAGAGCUUAAUUGAUACAGUGGGUGACAUGUUUCCAAACUCUGAGCAUAGGCAUUGCCCUAAACAUCUGCAUGCCAAUUUUAUCCCUGCUGGCCAUAGAGGAUUAGUUCUAAAACAACAUAUGGAGGCUGCUGCAAGAAAUACAACUAUACCUUGGUUUCAAGCAGAGAUGAAAAAGCUCCAAGAUUUGUUAGGACCAACUUUUGAGUGGUUGUCAAGGCUUGAUCCAAUACAGUGGUGUAGAUCUCACUUCAGAACACACUCAAAAUGUGACAUUCCCUUGAAUAACAUGUGUGGGGCAUUCAACAAGUCUAUAUUUGAUGCUAGAGACAAGCCUAUCAUAACAUUGCUUCAGAGGAUAAGGUAUUAUAUCAUGUUGUUGAUAGCAACUAGAAAAGAAGCUAUGGAGAAAUGGGCUCAUGAUGUGGGGCCAAGAGUUUUUGCAACUCUUGAGAAGCUUAAGAAACAGUCAACCUGGUGCAUUCCAAGGCUUGCAGGGGAGAGCAAAUAUGAGGUUAAGUGUUUUGGAGGCACUCAGGGGGUAGUCGAUUUGAGAAACAUAAGUUGUUCAUGUAGGCAAUGA
Molecule: messenger RNA, 1551 nt
Organism: Prunus mume (Japanese apricot)
Lineage: Eukaryota; Viridiplantae; Streptophyta; Magnoliopsida; Rosales; Rosaceae
Source: RefSeq, a predicted model, not a curated record